Theileria parva strain Muguga is the source of this 1986-nucleotide messenger RNA. It is a transcript of the gene las1, whose product is annotated as Las1-like family protein. Gene Ontology annotation, cellular component: Las1 complex; preribosome, large subunit precursor. The transcript is spliced from 4 exons. Gene Ontology annotation, molecular function: endonuclease activity. Gene Ontology annotation, biological process: maturation of LSU-rRNA; maturation of 5.8S rRNA. Bases 100 to 1986 code for a protein of 628 amino acids. The record is from RefSeq and is a predicted model, not a curated record. Lineage: Eukaryota; Apicomplexa; Aconoidasida; Piroplasmida; Theileriidae.
AAUUUGUAAAUUAUAUCGCAAAAUUUAUUAAUUUAUAUAAAUUAAUGUAUAAGUAGCUUAAAAUUAAGAGGUGUAAAGUAGAUUUCUAAUUUUUGAAUAAUGUUAUAUGAGCCUACAUCAUGGUACUCAUAUUCACAAGUAUUAGAUAUUUUCAAAAGAUUAUCCGACGAAAAUCAAUAUGAGUCAAUUCUGUUCCAAAUAGAGCUAUGGAAGGCCCGAGGAAGGGUCCCGGCAGCCAUUCACGCGACUUACCUCCUACUGAGCGUAAUGCUAUCACACAAAAAUUCAAAUUUAUACCAAUCAAACAUACGAGAUUUGUACGCAAUGUCAAUAAUAAGGACUGUAAACCUGCUACUGGACCAGGAACAAGAUUCAAUAUAUGCAAAGAGCAUGAUACUUAUGGGAAAAGAAGCCAAUUUCCCGGAAAGCAUUAUUAAAUGCCGGCACAGAUGCUCACACGGAGAUAUUCCAGACUUGGAAACACUAAUGUUUACACUAAAAGAUACACUCAAUUAUUUGUACAGAAAAUACUGGGAGAAACAGUCAAAUUUGAUAAAUUCAAGGCUGGGUGACGAUAACCAUCACACACUUGUGUUAUUCUCAGCAUUUCUAUUAAGUCGCUCUGUGAUUAAUAAUGUAGACCAUAGUUUAUAUAUACGGCCCUUAAAUAAGAGGCGAUUUAAACUUAAACAUGUUUUAAAUAAGAAGAAACCACAAAACCUUGUAACCAUAAAAUCGGUACUCUCAGAUAGUAACAGGAUACUAUACCUUGUUUCCGGAGGGAUAAAUCUCUCAAUAUAUAGAUUUCUAAGUUUUGUAAAAAAGAAGAAUCGUCGUUUUUACGCAACCAGGUCAUCAAUACAGCUAUUCAACUGUACAUUAAAGAAGCUGUUAAACUGCUGCCUAAACGAGGAUAUUUUUAUCUCACUUUUCGUUGAAUGUUUUUUUUGUAGUUAUAAGCCAUUUCAGUCACCAAUGUUCUUCCUAAUUCUGUUCUAUACCAUAUCACAAUACUCGUUUAACUUUACAAUCAAGUUUGUGGCACACAUUCUAAAUUGGGUUUUUGAUAUUACUGAUAUGUUCACAGAUAUAAAGAAUUUGGAAAAUGACUCUGUAACCAGGAGAGCAAAUUUGUACAGUAAUGUGUUAAUCGGAUUUGAUUUUAAAUAUAACUAUCCUAACCAUAAUAACAUGAAACAUCAUGUUAAGAACAAUUUCAACUCGUUUCCAACUAAUGAAGCAUACAGAAGUAAUGUGAACGAGUGGCUGCUAGUGCUACUGGAGUACGGGUUAAGUUUAAAAAAUGGUAAAAUUUCCACCAAUCACAUUAGGUUUUUGAGGACAUUUAGAGUUUUACCAAAGUCUGAAUAUGAAAAAAUGCUAAACUACGAGUUUACGGCGCUUUCAAGGACACUAACUGCAGUUGCUCUCCUACUGCCUUCCUAUGUAGUCAAGAUAUCGUCUAGACAUGCACAAAAUUCUUUCUCUACACCUAAAGAGAAUUCAGCUGGAAUCUGGACCAGGGACAAGAUAUCACACGCAAUAGGGCUUGGAAAUUGGAUAAGUUUGGGGAACGGAAGGUACAUGUUCGAGGUCGCGCAUGAAGAGGUGAAAAAAAAGACAAUUUUGGAAUCCGAGACUAAUUUGAAAACAUAUACAGAAAAAAUAAAUAAAAAUUUAUUACCAGGAACAAUAUGGAACAAUAAAGACUGUAAAGUAAGACAGACAUUUCCACUGGGAGGGGACGACAUUGACACCAAUGGGAAAAUCAUCUUAUGUCUGGAAAAAAUAAAGGAUAAAAAUUUCAUAAAGGUGGAAGGAUGCGAUGAGAAAGUGGCUUGUGCGAAAUCUCAGCUCUAUAGCAUCAACAAUGACCUGAAAUUCGAAAAAUUCGAUCAGACAAGAAUCCAAAGGAAACUACUAAAGAUCAUUUCCUCAAGCACAAAUUGUUGUAAAAAAAAUCUCAACAACAAUAAUCUAACAUAA